GAGAGGGUGGGAGAGAGAGAGAGCGCAGUCAUCCUGCCAGACAGUGCGAGAGAGAGAGAGAGAGAAGGAUCCAACGCUCCCCCAGAAACAGCCUGCACCCCCAAACUGAGGACAUGAUCAGCCCAUGGUGUGGUUAACCUGCUGCCCAAGAUGAAGUGGCCUGGUAGUGCUCCAUCCUCUCCCCUCUUCUAUUGUUUACUCUUGAUUGGCACUUGCUCUGUCUUUCCCUUUCAUACACUACCCCACCCAUCUAUCUCCUCCAUGCCUGCUGCAAUACGGCAUCCACAUCCUUCCUUUCAGGCUGCUCCGUACCAAGCUCACUAUCCUUUUCAUCCUACCUCAGAUCAUUUACACUUGCCUCUCCAUACAGCAGCCCGUCGUUCACCCCAUCUCCUCCAUUCUACCCCUCACGCCUCCUUCCCAGUGGUCCAAACACAAGAGCUGUCACUCAAGACAUCACCUUUACCCAAAAAGAAACCUCACCACCUUCAUCACCAUUUAGGGGCCACACGAGGAAAGCGCCAGUCCCCUGUUCCCAGUGUUCUGUUCCCAGUUGCCUUUGAAGGAGCAGCCCCUUCUUCCCAAUACCCCUGGGCCAUUGUGUGGGGUCCCACAGUAUCAGAUGAAGAAGGGGCUGCAUUGAGCUCUGCUUAUUCCACACCUCGCUCUGGUUAUCAUCAAGAGGGGAGCUCCCAGGAAAACAUGGAGCCUAUAGGUCUGGACCUGAGAGGAGCACCAAAAACAUUACGACCCCCAAUCUACCCACCUCUAGAUGAAGAAACUGACCCCCAGUUGUACGUCACAAUUGUCAUCUCAUUGCUGAUUGUGUUAGCGGCGACUGGAAUUAUCAUUAAAUUCUGCUGUGAGCGCAGACAAAAGAGAAGGCGACACCGCAGUGACCGUUGUCCUUUACCAGAGGAGGGGAGCCUGCAGCCUCUAACGGACCUGUCCCCCGACAUCUCUGGGCUCCAUGCUCUCAAGCUUGGGGAUUCCAAAACUGGGCCUGAUAUACGAAUUGGCCCCUGCAGGACAAGCAAGAUACCCAUAGUGACCAUGUGAUUAGAGUGUCAGCACAGAGGACCUGCACGAGGUGUGAAGAACUAAAAGGCUACUUGCUGUGCCCCAGCAGGGGGUGAAAUCGUUCAACUUAUUCCAACUUGGAUCUGGUUGCAUAUGAGCAAGAGGAAGAGUCGGAGCAGAAGGCGCUGAACUAUACUGCUGGGAAUGUGAGACAAUGGAGCAGCCAAGGCUGGGGCAGGAUUGCGGGAAUAUGUGUAUAUUUAUAUGCAUAUAAUGUCUAUGUAUCAGGGCAAUGGUUCCAGUCUUCUUUCUUAGGCAUGGACACACCUUUGUGAUUAUUGCUAGACCUCUCCAUGUAUCUGAGUCCAGUAGAAACCAUUGUGAGUGACUUGAUAAAGGGCUUCUCCACACUGAGCAGCCACGGGAAACCAUCACUACCAGUGUCUAUUCGCACAUCCACUAGUCUUUCUGCAUUUUUAUUUGUGUUUUUAAUAAAAUACGUUUUGAGUGGA
Messenger RNA from Xenopus laevis (African clawed frog), 1532 nucleotides. RefSeq names its product PILR alpha-associated neural protein (gene pianp.S). Lineage: Eukaryota; Metazoa; Chordata; Amphibia; Anura; Pipidae. The coding region runs from base 151 to 1059 and encodes 302 amino acids. The transcript has 6 exons. The record is from RefSeq and is a predicted model, not a curated record.